Macadamia integrifolia is the source of this 3576-nucleotide messenger RNA. RefSeq names its product polyadenylation and cleavage factor homolog 4-like. Bases 166 to 3387 code for a protein of 1073 amino acids. Lineage: Eukaryota; Viridiplantae; Streptophyta; Magnoliopsida; Proteales; Proteaceae. The transcript is spliced from 7 exons. Gene Ontology annotation, biological process: termination of RNA polymerase II transcription. Gene Ontology annotation, molecular function: RNA polymerase II complex binding; mRNA binding. The record is from RefSeq and is a predicted model, not a curated record. Gene Ontology annotation, cellular component: cytoplasm; mRNA cleavage factor complex.
CGUAACAGUCUCUUCUUGUCACUCAACCUUUCUCUUUCUAUAUCUCGCUUUCCCUCUGGCUGAGCUUUACUCUGCUUCUUCAAUGGCGACUACUGGAGCAACACAAAGUCUGCUGUUGCUCUUCCAUGAAAAAGAGAAGCCAUAGAACUUUGGAACAAUCAGGCCAUGGAAGAAGAGAGGUUCGUCGUCUCCUCCAGAGAGAACCCUAGAAAUUUAGGGUUUGUACCAGAACGUGGUUCGGGCACCGGCAGCAGUAGCAAUAAUAGCAAGGUCAUGCCCAAUGACCUCAUCCAGAAGCCUCCUCCCCCAGUUCUGGAUCGGUUUAGGGCUCUUUUGAAGGAGAGGGAAGAGGAGUUGAGGGUCUCUGACGAGGACGAUGUUCCAGCGCCGAGUGCUGAAGACAUUGUUCGACUUUACGAAGAGGUUUUGUCGGAGCUUACGUUCAAUUCGAAGCCUAUCAUAACCGAGCUAACGAUAAUCGCCGGAGAGCAGAGGGAGUACGGCGAUGGAAUUGCUGAUGCAAUUUGCGCCCGGAUUCUCGAGGUGCCUGUUGAGCAAAAAUUGCCUUCUUUAUAUCUUCUUGAUAGUAUCGUGAAGAACAUUGGUUGUGAAUAUGUGAGAUACUUUGCUUCCCGUCUCCCUGAGGUAUUUUGUGAAGCAUAUAGGCAAGUUCACCCUAGCUUGCAUCCAGCCAUGCGGCACCUAUUUGGCACCUGGUCAGCGGUAUUCCCACCUUUAGUUCUUCGCAUAAUUGAGGCAGAGCUAAAAUUGGCUUCUUCUGUAAACCAUCCGUCAUCUGGCUUGACGGUUUUAAAAUCGUCCGAAUCUCCAUCUCCUCGACCAACUCAUGGAAUACAUGUGAAUCCAAAAUAUUUGGAGGCGAGAUGUCAAUUUGAACAUUCAACCAUGGAUACUCGACAUUCAGGAGGGGGUUCAUCAAGUCUACAGAUAUAUGGACAGAAGCCUGCCAUUGGGUAUGAUGAAUAUGAUAUUGAUCAUUCAGAUGUCCUGGGAACCCAGAAAUUAGGAUCUCCUCAGGGUGCUGUUCGUACAUCAUCUGUUGGUGGGAUAGACAGACUACACCCUUCAAAAAAUAGACUUACAAGGUCCUCUUCUCCUUCAAGAAUUGGGCAUCCUAGAUCCUUAUCGCCAUUGGCUGAUAGGUUCACAACUGAUACUUCACCAGGAAGGGUUGUUGAAAGGGCUUCUCCAUCUCAUUUUGGAAUUGAUUCCAGGCUUGGCAGAAAGAGUGAUGGGAAGAAUGGGGAUGGGGAGAGGACUGACUGGUGGAAACGUUGGUCUACUGACAAUUAUCAGCAGGUAGAAAAUUCUAGUGCAUACCUCAGUAAUGGACCUGAUCAGCAAAGUCCAAGAGCUCUAAUUGAUGCUUAUGGAAAUUACGGAGGGAAAAAUACACUGACUGAGAAGCCUCUGAACAUUGGCCGGAUUGAUGUAAAUGGUCUAAGCAUUAAAACGGAUAAAAGAUGGCAGAAUAAUGAAGAAGAAGAGUAUGUUUGGGAAGAUAUGAGCCCAACUUUAGCAGACCGUAGUAGGAGUAAUGAUCUGAUGCCACAUAAUCCUCCUCUAGAUAGCUUCAACGGAAGAGCUGGUUUAGGAAGAUCAGGUGCUGCAAGCUUGGAACAUGAUUACAGAAUGGGUAAUUGGCCUAGUCGGGGUCAGCUAGCAAAGGAUGACAAUGCUGAAGAUGGAGUUUCUGCCCUUGGUUUUGGACAUGGAUCCAUGAGUAAGAAGCCUCUGAGUGGUCCAGGAACUCGAAAUGAAUCCACUCGGAUUCCAAGUUCUCACUAUCCUCGGGAGCCUUGGAGUUUACCUCAUCACUUCCCUCGGUCCUUACAACCAAACCUGGACCCAAACACAAGAGCAAGAACUGGUCAGAUGUCGUACCCAGCAGGUGGAAUGGCUAUGUCAGCUGGUCAGAAACUGGGACUUCAGAUUGAAAAUUUUCCAGAUACUGAGGGACAAUUUCAAAGAUUCUCUAGUGCAAUGUCAAGAAUGGGUUCUUCGAGCCCAGAUUCUUCGAACGUGGAUCUUGUGUCACCUAUGAUGCCAAUGUCAACGCUGGAAAAGCAUCUGGGACAAAAGCCUCAUUCGCCUCCCCUGGGACAAUUUCCUUGGCCUCCAGUUAAUGUGCCUAGAUCUCAUCCACUUCCUUUGCCCCCUAUUCUUCCACAACAGAAGCAAAUUAAGAGUCCAUUUGAUGUAAUGGAUGUUAACAAGCCAAUCCUGAAUCAAAUUCCAAACAAAUCUUCCAUGUUGCCUGGGCAGCAGGUGGAUGCUUUUGAAAGGAAAACACAUAGUUCAAGCAAGCUGGUGCAAUGGCCCAAUCGGCAGGUUGGAUUGAUUUCAUUGAAUCAGAAAAACCAGGGAGAAGCUUCAGUGCGACAGCUGCAAUUAGUUCAGCCUCAGGAUGCUGGGGAAAGUUUUGUUCCCUCUGCUGCUCCUCAGGUCUCAUCUCAUUUAAUGACACAAUCCUUGAAUCAGGGACAAAUUCCACAAGGGCAUGGCCCCGUUAUGAGUUCAAUUUUGUCCAAUCCAAUGCCUGGGGUUUCUUCCUCUGUAACUAUACCUAGUAUAUACAAUAACUCAUUCCAUUUGCAGGGUGGAUCCUUGCCUCCUUUACCUCCUGGUCCUCCUCCUACCUCAUCACAAAUGGGACCCAUGCCUCAAAAUGUGGGCCCUAUUGGAAUGCAGGCACCAACUGGAAGUCCAUUCUCUGGUCUCAUUAGUUCUCUCAUGGCUCAGGGUUUGAUUUCAUUGACAACUUCGGCUUCAGUGGAGGAUUCUGUUGGAGUUGACUUCAAUCCGGAUCUUCUCAAGGUUCGGCAUGAAUCUGCGAUAAAGGCUUUAUAUGCUGAUCUUCCAAGACAGUGCACAACAUGUGGUGUGCGUUUCAAAUGUCAAGAGGAACACAGUAGUCACAUGGAUUGGCAUGUGACCAAGAAUCGGAUAUCUAAAAACCGUAAGCAGAAACCCUCUCGCAAGUGGUUUGUGAGUACUAGUGUGUGGCUCAGUGGUGCAGAGGCAUUGGGAACUGAUGCAGUUCCUGGGUUUUUGCCUACUGAAGCUGUUGUGGAAAAAAGGGUUGAUGAAGAAAUGGCUGUUCCUGCUGAUGAGAAUCAGAAUGUGUGUGAAUUGUGCGGGGAGCCUUUUGACGACUUUUAUAGCGACGAGACUGAGGAAUGGAUGUAUAAAGGGGCUGUCUAUUUAAAUGCACCUGAUGGAUCAACAGCAGGCAUGGAUAGAUCUCAGCUGGGUCCAAUUGUUCAUGCAAAGUGCAGAUCAGAGUCUACAGUAGCUUCCCCUGAAGAUUUUGUACUAGAUGAAGGGGAUAAAGAGGGUAAUCAAAGAAAAAAGAUGCGGAGUUAGAAUACCGGCUUUCAUAUCAUCUGUAAAUUAUGAGUUUCAUCAUGGUCAUGGUAUGCUUUACUAAUUUUCACCUUUGCUGUGGAGCCCUGCCUACCAUGGCACCAUGGCAUAAUCAUGUAUAUGUAAAGUUAGAUUUUGUACCAUGUAUUCUCUCUUUCAGCAAAAGCUUACAAAAGUUCUCUUCCCAGA